AGGACAAGAAAAUGGUUCAAAAAUUUUUGAAGUGAAGCAGGGGAAAUAUUUCCAAUUAUAAAAGGGAGAUUUCUAGUGUAGUGUGUAAAGCAUACAAUAAGAAAGAGUAAGAAAAGGAAGAGGCUGAGUGCAAACGAGCUAGGCAUAGUAUAUCAUAUAGAAAUUAAAAAGAGCGAGAAUGAUGGAGAUCGAGGAAUUAAGCAGCUGUGAGGCACUUCCUCUGCUCUCUUUAAACCAUGUUUCCUUACUUUGCAGAUCAGUUUGGGCAUCUGUGAGAUUCUAUGAAGAAGUUUUGGGCUUUGUUCUUAUCAAACGCCCUUCUUCUUUCAACUUCAAUGGAGCUUGGUUGUAUAAUUAUGGGAUUGGUAUACACUUGAUUGAGAAUCCAUCGUUGGACGAGUACGAUGCAAUGAAUGACUUGAGACCCAUCAAUCCCAAGGACAACCACAUUUCUUUCCAAUGCACAGAUGUUGGACUUGUCAAGAGGAGGCUGCAAGAUAUGGGGAUGAGAUACGUAACAGCUGUGGUGGAGGAAGAAGGGAUUAAGGUGGACCAAGUGUUCUUCCAUGACCCAGAUGGCUAUAUGAUUGAGCUCUGCAACUGUGAGAAUAUUCCCAUUAUUCCUCUUUCUUCUUGUCCCUUCAAGCCUAUGGGACAUAGUUUCAAGAAACAGACUCCAAACAAAUGCGGUUUCUUGGAAAAUGUCAUGGAAACUGUGAUGAUGGAGAGCUUGAGCCUGGAUAUGAUGAACUUUUCAUUUUAAGUUCCAAAGGGGGAAAAAAAAGAAAAAAAAAGAAAAGUGAAAAAAAAGGAAGAGUUUUUUUCACUUACUUUUGAUGGUUGAAAAAAAGAGAAAUUAAUCUUCUUAUGUUGCAAAAUGUAUUACAGGGUCCGUCUAUGGGUCUCAAUAUGGCGUCUUGGUUUGGUGACGGAAGUUUGUAUUAUUGGCUUUCUGGUAUUGUAAUAAUUAUUUGUGAGAUGGAGUUGUUCUGUCUGUUGCUAUGUUGCAUACAACUCUUUUUUAAGCCAACACAUGUGGCUUUCAAUUAUGUCCAAAGUACUAAAGAAAAAAAUUGUUCUGAAUGAAAAAGAUGUCAAAGAUUUUGUCUGUAAAAUGAAGUAUAUGCAAUUAUAUUUUCAACAUUUUAAAUUUUA
Messenger RNA from Ziziphus jujuba (common jujube), 1155 nucleotides. RefSeq names its product glyoxylase I 4. Lineage: Eukaryota; Viridiplantae; Streptophyta; Magnoliopsida; Rosales; Rhamnaceae. The transcript is spliced from 3 exons. Bases 179 to 763 code for a protein of 194 amino acids. The record is from RefSeq and is a predicted model, not a curated record.